GACUGUCAUUGACAUUAUAUAAAAAGCCAAGAUGACAGCCUGAGAGGAUGCAGCCGUUGCUCUGACAUCCUCCCAGUAGGAUGCAGGAAAGAGGCUGACCCAACCUACCGCAGAGCAUUUCAGCCAGUUCCCCGUUCCACCCUGAUUCCACGAGCCUGGAAGAUGGAGACACUCUUGCUGAUGCUAGGAUUACUCUCAUUCCUCAUAGGACCCAGUUGUUUGACAGAGAUGUGUGGGCAUAACCCACCAGAGGUCGCCAAUGCCACAUUCAAAGCCCUCGAUUACAAGAAUGGCACCAUCCUCAACUGUGAAUGCAAGAGAGGUUUCCGAAGAACAAAGGAGUUGGUCUAUAUGGCGUGUUCAGAGAACUCCUGGAGCAGCAGCUGCCAAUGUACAAGCAACUCCCAUAGCAACUUAAGAAAGCAAGUUACACCUAAACCUGAAGACCAGAAAGAGCGACCAACCACAGAAAUGCAGAAAUCAACACCAUCUGUGCACCAAGGGAACCUUCCAGGUCACUGCGGGGAGCCCCCUCCAUGGGAACAUGAAGAUAGCAAGAGAAUCUAUCAUUUCGUGGUAGGACAGACAGUUCACUAUGAGUGUAUUCAAGGAUACAAGGCCCUACAGACAGGUUCCGCCACAAGCAUCUGCAAAAUGAUCUGUGGGAAGAAGGGGUGGACUCAGCCCCAGCUCACAUGUGUACAUGAAAGAGAAUACCAUCCGUUUCCAGCCAGUGAAGAAUCUCAAGGAAGCAGAGAUCCUUUUCCUGAGAGUGAGAGUGAGACUUCCUGUCCCAUCACCACCACAGACUUCCAACUGCUGACAGAAGCCCCUGCAACUAUGGAGACAUUCAUACUCACAACGGAGUAUCAGAUAGCAGUGGCCAGCUGCGCCUUCCUGCUCAUCAGCAUCCUUCUUCUGAGUGGGCUCACCUGGCAACGCAGAUGGAAGAAGAGUAGAAGAGGCAUCUAGAAAACUCGAAGAAGUCGGAGGCCAAGAGAAGCUGAUGAGGAUCAUGAAGCUCAAGCAAAAUCAAAGAAGACAAACACUCACUCAACAGGUGUCUCCUGUUGAUCCCUUGGGUUCUGGAAAAUUCUGAAGUCACAGGACAUAACAGCAUGUCCAUCACUAACCUGGACUUUGCCACUGAAGAGUGGGAUCUAACUAACCAUUUCUAAAGUCUUUAAUGGGAGAGAGGGCCCAACAGCACUCUGUGUGUUUUGGUUUUGUGUAUAUAUGUUGAUGGAAGCUAGAGUGCAUGGAUACUUUUCAUGCCAUACAUAAUAUAGAAAAAGUAGCUUUAGGUGACUUCACUGUAACUUCCCAGUUUGGAAAGCCUAGCACUAAUGUAAAUACUCCUCAGUCCUUCUCCAUCCUCCUUCCUCCUUCUCCCUUGCACCCCCUUUCUGCUCUCACAAACUCAUCCUAGCCAAAUGGCUCCUUUACCAGCCUCUGCUUGCCUGACUGGUUCUUCUGAUUUCAUCAUUUACUGAUCAGCCUUUAAAACUCUGGGCUGGUGACUAGGACUCCAUAUAUUCUUAUCUCAAUUCUAGAAAGGAACCCCCUUUCUGCUGAAGCUUCACUUUUGAAUUUCUAAAGAGCAGAAACUAUGGCAGAACAAUUUUUGAAUAAUAUCAAACCAAAGUAGCCAAGUUGUAGAGAACUGUGGAGCUUCAAUAUUUGGAAGCCUGUGUCUAGGAUCAAUGUCAGGAGCAGCAGGCUAGGUCCCAGAACAUGAAUUAUACUUAUCAAAUGCUUUACUAAUAGGCCACUGGUUUCUUUACUCUAAAUUUGGCCUGAACUAUUGAUGCUUACAAGUGGACACACAAGGUACAGACAUGUACCUGGUACAGAUCAUGAAAACACUGAAAAGAAAGGAAUAAUUCCAAUGUUUAUGAAGGGAGGAAAUAACAGAGCAGAGGAGGUGAUUAUACUAAAGAUUAACUAUAGACUGGAUAUUCUAGCCGUCCUCAAAUAAUUCCCCUCCAAAAAUCUCCCAAUCCAGGGUUACCAGUAAGUCUUAGGAAACAGACUGUGGGGCCAGCCCAGUCUCUGAGUCAGUAAAUGUGGACUUUGGAAUUCUCACAAGUUCCUGGGUAAUGCCUUAAUACUGAUCUCUAGACCACACUUUGUGAACCACCGGGCUAUCCCUGUGUGCUCUCACCUCCUACUGCUACCAAAAGCAACUAGGUUCUGGUUCCCACGCCCUCAAGAACAUUCUUGUUCAGUCUCUUGCAUAAGAUUUCCUCUCAAAUGAGUUGAGUCAGAUGUUCAAAUUUAACAGGGGGAUUCACAAGAAGCUUAAACUAUCAGUUUUCAUUUCUGGCUGGAAAAUGUUAUGGAAAAUCAAAGGUCAGACAGAGCCUUUUUUGGUCUUUUAUGUGACCAAGUGUAAACCAGACUUUUCCUAUCUAUGGUCUUCUCCCUUUUCCAAAAGAUACCUUUUUGGGUAAAAGAAAUGUUAAGUAGAAUCUCAAAUCACUAAUUUUAGAAAAGAAAAAAAUGUUAAAAAUCUUUCUAAAGAGCUGUGGUUAGUGAUACAGACUUGUAAGCCCAGCACUCAGAAGACUGAGGCAGGAGGAUCACAGCAAGUGUGAAGUCAGCUUGACCAACAGAGCAAAACCCUGCCUCGACCCCCACCCUUACCAUAAAAACAAUCUUACAUGCAUAAAAUUAAAAUUGCAAUGUAUACCUGUUUACCACAUGUAUGCCUGGGGCCCAGGGAGGCCAGAAGAAGAUGUUGGAUUCCCUGCAACAGCUGGUUGUGAGUUGUCAUGUAGGUUCUGGGAAUUGAACCCCUGUCCUCUGAAAGAGGGGCCAGUGCUCUUAACGACUGAGCCAUCUCUCCAGUCCACUCAAUUGAAUUGUGUCAUCAUUACUUAUUAUGGGAGAUGGGGAUAUGAUCACAAAAUUUUUUCUUGAUAAUACUAAGAUACUGUUUAACUAGUUUACUCUCCUUCACAAGUGUAUGGUGGAAAUUCCUAGAAGCUGCAUGUGUAAUGUUGUCGUCAUUCUGGUGUUACAAUGGAUUUAUCUUAUUGUUUAUAAAAUAAUAAAUGAUAUUUU
This is a messenger RNA of Peromyscus maniculatus bairdii (prairie deer mouse), 3066 nucleotides long. RefSeq names its product interleukin 2 receptor subunit alpha (gene Il2ra). Gene Ontology annotation, biological process: inflammatory response. Gene Ontology annotation, molecular function: interleukin-2 binding; interleukin-2 receptor activity. NCBI's taxonomy places the organism in Eukaryota, Metazoa, Chordata, Mammalia, Rodentia, Cricetidae. The record is from RefSeq and is a predicted model, not a curated record.